AUGAAUGCUCUCAAACACGUCCGACGUUCUACGAUAAGCACAGAUUUUAUUCUGCGCGUCACAGGUCGUAACCUGCUGCAAACUCAGCAACAAACUCAGACGAGAGGUGUUGCCACUGGUACAACAAGCUUUAAACUGAACACAGGUGCUAGCAUUCCUGCCAUUGGAUUUGGCACUUUCCAAGACCCUGAUGCCCAAGAACAUGCAGUAUCGAAAGCUUUGAAGGCAGGAAUGCGUCUUAUCGAUACCGCAAGAGUAUAUAACGUCGAGAAAGAAGUAGGAAGGGGCAUCAAGAACAGCGGUAUCCCUAGAGAAGAAAUUUUCUUAGGCACAAAGCUCUGGUGCAACAACUUUCACCCGGAUGAUGUUGAGAGGGCCUUGGAUGAGAGUCUGAUGGAUCUCGAUACACCUUAUGUGGAUCUUCUGAUGAUGCAUUAUCCCUGCACCUUUGCCAGGGGAGAAGAUCGCUUCCCUAGGGACAAAGAUGGCAAGAUGAUUCUGGGCAAAACAAAUUAUGUUGAUACUUGGAAGGCUAUGGAGAAGUUGGCCAAGACUGGCAAGGUCAAGGCUAUUGGAGUUUCAAACUUUAGCAAGGGUGAGUUGGAGAAGCUCAUCAAAGAAUGCUCAGUGGUCCCAGCCGUUCACCAGAUGGAAGUACACCCUUAUCUACAACAAAAGGCAUUCAACGAAUGGCUGCGAUCUCAAGGAAUUCAUGUGGUCCAAUUUAGUCCACUCGGAAACAUGAACGACUUUUACCGCUCGACAGGCUGGAGCAAAGAGGUGUCACACAUGAUGCGUGUCAUUGAUCAGCCACUCCUCGAAGAACUUGGCCAGAAAUAUGGCAAGAGUGCUGUGCAGAUAGUUCUCUCUUGGGGCAUUAACAACGGCCGUUCUGUCAUCCCUAAGAGUACCAUUGAUUGGCAGAUCAAAGAGAAUGUCGAGGCUGACUUCAAGCUUGAUCCAGAGGAUAUGAAAGCUAUUGAGACACUAGAUAUCAAGGCACGCUUCAAUGAUCCUAGUCUGGACUAUCAGUGGAGGCUCUACAGCGACCUUGAGGGAAUCGAGGGGACAAUGAAUGGUCGAACGCAUUAG
Molecule: messenger RNA, 1092 nt
Organism: Fusarium mangiferae
Lineage: Eukaryota; Fungi; Ascomycota; Sordariomycetes; Hypocreales; Nectriaceae
Exons: 2
Coding region: 1-1092 (363 amino acids)
Cellular component (GO): cytosol
Molecular function (GO): aldose reductase (NADPH) activity
Source: RefSeq, a predicted model, not a curated record